CUGUCAAAUAAAGUAUUCAAGUUUUUUUUUUCGUUGCCGAUUUCGUUUGCUGGUUUUUGUUUUUGAUACCUCAAAUCAUUACAUACCAUACAUACUCUGCAUAAACACUCAUAUAACAAAACAUCAAAAUUUCAAAUCAUGGCCAUGGUCAAAAUUUUUAAUUUUUUUCUCAUAUUUUCAAUCAUCAUCAUUUAUGAUUUAAAUUUUAUCUUUUCUUCGGAACAACAACAACAACAAAAAUGUCCGAAAGAAUGUUCAAACAAUGAACAAUAUUCACCAGUAUGUUCAUCAAACGGUACGGUUUUCGAUAAUGAAUGUUCCAUGCAUCUUUUAUCCAAUUGUAGUUUAAACAUUAGUGAUUGGGAAGAAUGUCGUGGAUUACAUCCAUUAUGUCCGGCUGAUUGUUUAGAUAUUCAAGAUCCUGUUUGUGCAGAUGAUAAUAAAAUCUAUCCGAAUAAAUGUGUGAUGCAUAAACGUAACUGUGGAAAAUUGAUCCGGGAGCGUCCAAUUUUAUUUUGUCUUGGAAACAAUGCUCGAAAAUCCAGACAGGAUCAUUGUCCGGACAAUUGUCUUGAAUUAUAUAAACCUGUUUGUGGAAGUGAUGGUCAAGUUUAUCUAAAUGAAUGUUAUCUAAAAAUGCAAAAUUGCGACAAUGGAAUUGAAAAAGUAGAUAUGAACGAAUGUGCAACCGCUUCCAAAUGUCCUGCCUAUUGUAUUCCAAUCUAUGAUCCAGUUUGUGGUUCGAAUAAAAAAAUCUAUCUAAAUCAAUGUAUGAUGUUGAAAGAAAAUUGUAAUGCUACAAUUAAAAAUAUGCCAUUACAAUUCUGUGUUGGUGAUGAUGUUGAUAAAUUAUAAACAAACAAACAAACAAACAACGAACGGUAAUCUUUUUUUAAAACAUUCGAAUUUUAAU
Dermatophagoides pteronyssinus (European house dust mite) is the source of this 913-nucleotide messenger RNA. RefSeq lists its product as uncharacterized. NCBI's taxonomy places the organism in Eukaryota, Metazoa, Arthropoda, Arachnida, Sarcoptiformes, Pyroglyphidae. The record is from RefSeq and is a predicted model, not a curated record. Gene Ontology annotation, molecular function: protein binding. Gene Ontology annotation, cellular component: extracellular region.